CACGUCCCUUUUUUCUCCCCUCCUCUUAUUCCACCGGAGCAUCUCUCUCCUUCUGCUCUCCUUUCCUUCUCCACCGCCCACUUCUUCCCAGCCAUUGAUCCCGACCACUCACCGCACCGCCGCCUCAUCAUCGCGUUGCCCCGCUGCGCUUUUCUGCAUUUUUCAUUUCUUUUCUUUUUUUUUCUUUUUUUUUAACUAAUUUAUUUAUUUUAAUUUUUUUUCUAAGAGGACGAAAAUCGGAACAUUUUUAUUUUUAUUUUUAUUUUUUUUCUGGGACUACACAAACUCCCUCCCCUGCCCCCGGCCUCCCUCCCUCCUCAUCACCAUGGCGAGCACCGAGGAUAAAGCGGCCAGCAAGGAGAGUCCGUCCAGCUGGAAGGACUCCAUCUACAACCCGAGGACCGGGGAGCUGCUGGGUCGCACGGCCAGCAGCUGGGCCCUCAUCCUGCUCUUCUACCUGGUCUUCUACUGCUUCCUGGCCGGCAUGUUCACACUCACCAUGUGGGUGAUGCUGCUCACGCUGGACGACUACGUGCCUAGGUACAGGGACCGCAUCCCCAGUCCAGGACUGGCGAUCCGGCCAAACUCUUUGGACAUCUCCUUCAACAGAUCUGAUCCACAGAAGUAUUCGCAGUAUGUCCGAAACCUGGAGUCUUUCCUUCAGAGAUAUAAUGACACGGAGCAGGAGGAGAACACGGACUGUUCUCCAGGAGAUUACACCCUGCGGGAGGAAGGGGAAGGAAUGUCGCAGAAAGCGUGCCGCUUCAGGAGAGCGCUCCUGAGUUUCUGCUCCGGCCUGUCUGACACUAACUUUGGAUACCAUGAAGGAAAACCCUGUGUGCUGCUCAAAAUGAACAGGAUCAUCGGCCUGAAGCCCGGCGGGGAUCCCUACAUCAACUGCACUGUCAAAAAAGAGAACCCGAUCCAAAUGCACUAUUUCCCCAAAGAGGGACGCUUUGACAAGAUGUAUUUCCCCUACUAUGGCAAGAAAGCCCAUGAGAACUACGUGGAGCCGUUGGUGGCUGUGAAGCUGCUGUUCACCAAGGAGGACUAUAACAAGGAGCUGGCCGUGGAGUGCAAGGUGUACGGCUCCAACCUUCUAAACAACGACGACAGGGACAAGUUCCUGGGCCGCAUCACCUUCCGGAUCAAGGUGGUGGAGUAAAACAAAAAAAGGCGGAGGCGGAUUGGAGGAGCGCACCUUGCUGGCCCCUGAAUUUACAAACGGAUUUGUGAUUAUGAAAAAAUUUUUAAAAUUAAAAAAAAAAAAAAAAAAAA
Molecule: messenger RNA, 1278 nt
Organism: Poecilia latipinna (sailfin molly)
Lineage: Eukaryota; Metazoa; Chordata; Actinopteri; Cyprinodontiformes; Poeciliidae
Gene: atp1b3a
Product: ATPase Na+/K+ transporting subunit beta 3a
Exons: 7
Coding region: 326-1165 (279 amino acids)
Biological process (GO): intracellular sodium ion homeostasis; sodium ion export across plasma membrane; intracellular potassium ion homeostasis
Cellular component (GO): sodium:potassium-exchanging ATPase complex
Molecular function (GO): ATPase activator activity
Source: RefSeq, a predicted model, not a curated record